This is a messenger RNA of Sparassis crispa, 9216 nucleotides long. RefSeq lists its product as hypothetical. NCBI's taxonomy places the organism in Eukaryota, Fungi, Basidiomycota, Agaricomycetes, Polyporales, Sparassidaceae. The coding region runs from base 1 to 9216 and encodes 3071 amino acids. The transcript has 11 exons. The record is from RefSeq and is a predicted model, not a curated record. Gene Ontology annotation, molecular function: protein serine/threonine kinase activity; protein binding. Gene Ontology annotation, biological process: DNA repair.
AUGAGCUAUCGGAGCGUCCGGGAGACCGUACAACUAAUCAGAAGUGAUAAAGUGAAAGUUCGACAGGAAGGCAUCUCUACCCUUCGCGAUGGGUACGAGAACGGCAGCCUCGUCUCAGAUGUCAAUAAGACGUCGGAUGGUCGGGGUUGGACUGUUCUUUUUCAGGCUUGUUUCGAGGCCGUGGAGAAAGAGUUCCAGGCAUGCGCGAAGAAAGGCGGUUUGUCGGCUGAGACUACAGGGCAUGGUGCUGCCGCCCUGGGUAGACUGAAGGAUGUGACCACCGCCUUGCGUGAACUGAUACAACACGGCGUGGAGACGAUGAACAACAGGGCCUUAAGGCCAUUAUUGAGACAUCUUCGGCAGAGAAUGCUCUAUCGAGGGGAGCUACUAGCUCCUGUAGCGUUGACUUAUAUCAAGGCGAUUGGGUGCGUAUUCAAAUGCAGACAGCACUUAGAACAUUUAGAACACGCUGAAUGGGUGGAUAUCACCCAACUGGCCUUCAACGUCGUUCUCAGAGAUCGUCUCAACGAGGAGUUGAGCGAAGUUGACGGCCAGCAGCUUGGCGAAAAGGAGACCACCGCUUCUCCUGCAGGCGGGGAUGAACACUCAAUGCAGGAUGCUGAAGAAGGGACUCCCUCGACAUCUACAGCUGAUCUCUCGAGAAAACGUCGCCGUAGCCCCAGCCAGAAGUCUGCAAGAGCAUGCUCUCAUGAUGAAUCUCCAGCUCCUCAAAAACCACUACAGUCGCUGGCCCCAUCUGCAGAACAGAUCGAAUUCAUGACCGUUCUUGUUCCCUUACUCCAGUCGCCGUUUGCACCUCUAUUGUCCCAGAAGUACCCCGGCAUUGCAGCCGCCGUCCUGAAUCGUCUGGAACGGUUCAUCGACAAGUAUCCCACUGACACUUCCCUGCACCACAACUUUGUAUUGUGUCUUUCCGCCAUCCUCUCGCACGUGGCUCUGAAUCAUCGUGACUUGGUGAGCAGAUUCGCGAGGAAAGCGUGGCCUGGACUGGUGGCCAUGUGGAAUUCGAAGGACCAAACACUCAAAGAGGAUCUGAUUGUGGUUUUGAAAGUCCUGUUUCCCUUCCUCACAGAUGAUCAAGCAGACAUGGGGAGCAUGGGUGGCGAUCAAUUUUCUAGCGUGACAAAACUCUGGCGUCUGCUAAAUGGAGAGGGAGAAAUUCGGUGGAAAGUUCAUGGUCUUUCCCUUGAUUCUCUGCGGCUUGAAGUCGUUCCAUUGGAUCAAGAUCAGGGUGCAAUUGGAGCAAUCACUGCCCAUACCUUCCGUCAUGGGUGGCACUUUGACGCAACUCAAGCCUUUACAUGGGCUAUCCUUGAACUUCAAGCGGAAUGUACGAAGGAGUUGUUCCUUAUGACGGAAUCAAUGCCGCUGACCCAGUCAAGCAGCAGUAAGCGUUCCAGGCUCGAGGAUCCAAUCACUUCACUGUUGUCCUCAGUCAGAACACAGGCGACGGCGAGCACUCGCAUCUACUACAUUCAGGUCUUGUUGUUCUUUGUCGACAGACACUGGUCGAUCUUGCAUGCCGAGUUAAAGCAAGAGGUAUCCUCCACUCUCCUCCAAUUUGUUUCGGUUGAGGAUGGUCUGGUCCAAUCAUGGACAUUCCUAUGCCUUGCGGCCAUAGCUCACGCAGGCUGUACCUCGGAUCCUCCUCUUGCGUCUGCAACCGUCGCUCCGAGUCAAACGACCGACAGCUUUUCUUGGGAUUCAAUCUGGGCACACGCCAUGCGGCGUUUGAGUGUUCCAGCCGUCUGUCGCGCCGCAAGUCAUGCAGCUCAUGUCCUUUUAGUCCACGGCAAGCGACUAUUGACAUCACAGCGCAUUCUCUCCGAAGUCGAAGCCCUUGCUGCAGAUCUCGACGUCCAGGGACCCCUUUUUCCUUAUGAUUCCGUUUGCGCUUUCCUAGUCCUGUGCCUUCGGGUCGUGAGUCAGGAUGUCCGGCUGUACAGAAUGCAGUUGGAGGAAAAAGCGCUGACGUGGCUGACGAACGUCUGGAGAGUGGAGAAAGGACACAGGUUGAAGAUGUCACUGCACACCACAGGCGACGUACUCAUGCUGAUGGAAAGCAUAUGCGCACUGUCGAGGAAGAGUAACUUAGUAUAUCGCAUGAUGCUCCCGGAGUGUUCGAUGGUAGAGGCAAUGGUUGAUGACAGGCGAACAGUAGUCAUUCGAGACUUCCUCCUGCACGCGCGGCUGCCUCCAUUUCGCCGGCCUAGCGAGCAUAGCUCUGGUGUGCUGUUUUCCCAGGCCGAUGCUGGAACUGGAGAAGGAGGACUUGGUGACGGACUGCCGACUGAAGCCUUGGAUAUGCGCGAUCUUAACCCGCCCCGGGGCCGGGAACGCCGCCUUUCGGCAUUCCUCCUUAGGUCUCUCGAAGAGCUCGUUUCGCGGUGGGAAGCCAGCAAGAACCCGUCUGGAAACAUGACUGCAGAGAAGGUCCGCUCGUCCCUUGACCUCUCGGUGUUGGCUCUUUGCUUCGAGGCUUCGCUGGUCUUGAACGGCACGCGUUCGAACAGGCGCGUAAUACAGGCAGCGUGCAAGCUUGUAAGCAUUGUAGCCCCGCUCAUGACACAUGGCCAAUGGUCAGCGAGCGAAAGAGCUUUGGCCAUAUCUGGAUUGCAGCCCCUGAUACUGGCACAAGACGACGAUAGUGACUUCGCCAAUUGGGAGACAUUGUUACCCCCAAGUUUUGGGACUGGAAUCCGGAGAAGUGUCCUCAAAUCGUUGACGCCGGCGCAGCAGUCGCAAGAUCAACAACACUCGGCUUCGCGUCGUAUUCUGCAGCGUGUAAUCUUUCAAAGUACCGAUGUGCAAGAUGUCUUCGUCAGUGUGCUGUCAGUUCUGCGGGACGUCCUUCGCCUGUCCAUCGGUUUGGCCUCCGGUGAUGAUUUGCACUUGAAUGCCAUGGACAUCGAUAAAAAGGAUGGAUUCGGCCCAGUUAGAACGCCCGAGGGCGCUGGUCACGGUGCAGCGGUUGGCGGUAUCUCGGUCAAUGAGCAUUCGGUCGAUGUCUGCAUAACGACACUCGCUGUCGUUCCAAUUCUGCAAUCUGCUUCUGGCGAGCCCACCCGUGACAAAGAGUUGACCGACCUCAUUUUGGGUUGCGAAAACGACGACUUCACCUUUCUCGCCUCGUCAUAUGUCCGAAAUAUUCAACAAGGGACCCUCAAUCUUAGUCCAUCUCAUUUUCAUCGGCUCUUGACAAAAAGUGGCGAGUUGCUCAUGGAUUACAGAUACGCGCGAAAUGAAAGAUUUCAGUCACUGGUGAUCCGGCUUCUGGACGCAACCGCCAGUAUCUGGAUACAACCAUCUGUGGCCGCGGGCAAAACGGGUGAUUGUAUUAGAUCGUUGUAUGAAUUCUUCUCUCGCGCUCUCUUGACUGGGAAGAUUCCAUCUUGGAGAGUGCGCGAUCACCUUGCAUGUUGUCUAAUCGACUACUUGAGACAAGAUCCCACACAAACAGUAUUCGCGGGACCUCUUAUGGAUGAAGAUGAGGAUUGGGGUCCCCAGAAUUAUCCGCUUGCAGUACUGCCCACCCUGGGAGCUGACGAAGACAUUCGUGUCCGAUUUCGAGCUGCCGUAAUAAACGCGCAUCUCUUUGCUAUCGCUCAGAUUAAUGGGCAAAAACCUGAAGAUCUCUACACGAGCAUCAAAGGCUAUCUCUGCCGGACACUUGAAGACUAUGAGCAUAUGCUGACACGUUUGCUAUGCCUGGGGAAUAUUAUGAUCGUCAGUUCUGCCAUAAGACGUGGUCCUUACUGGCAUCUGCUCGAAGCUUGUUUGUACACUUCGGCGUACACAAGACAUAUCGAAGCUGUCUUGGUCGGCGUCGGAGAGCGCAUGGGACUACCCCGAUUUUCCACCCUGUUUGAGUCCUACGCUUCUCAAAUCGCUUACUCAAUUCGAGAAAGUGAAAAAGAUUUUCUCGUCUUCCCGCCACAUCUUCUAGGAUAUCAAGACAGAAGAGAGUGCGCUGAAGCUACCUUUCACGCAUUCACCCCUACGAAUCUUCUAGGCCCCGGGACGCGAUCGUCAAUCCAACAUGGAUACAACCUUUUUUCGAAUCACUGCAAGGCCAUCCAAAAAUCCACCGCGGAAGGCGUUCGCGAAUGUUUCGCGGAAAUUGUCGGCUAUCAGAUUGUCAUUUGGAUAGCAGAGGAUCCGUCCAGGAUCAAUGCACAACCUGAUGAGCUCGAAGCCAUUCUCAAGGUCCGAACUAAGCAUAUAAAUGAUGAGGCGCAGUUCAUGCAAUCUCUUGCUGAGAAUGCUGACGCUAUUGUGGCUGCUAUCCUUCGGACCUUGGGCGAUCCGGAAUAUUCCAAGGUAGACCGUAUUUCUGACGCUUUACGCACGUUCGGACAUACCGUCGAUGCCGCUCAGACGUUCCAGAAGAUGGUCCAAUACCGAGAAGAGGGCGAUUUUGAGCCACACGAACCCAACCUACCAUGGUAUGGCGUGGAAACAGUGCUGCAGGCAUUGACGUGGUUUAGCUCACGAGUACCCGAGGCUUCCGCUCCAGCCAUCACGUACCAUGUGCUUCAUCAACUUUUUGCGGACUUGGAACGUUCACCUAUCGUGAAUGAGCAGAUGAGGCUCCUCAACGCGAUUUGUCUCUGGGUGGCUUCUCACAGCAGCCACUUCGAGGAUUACGCCCUGCUUCGCACCGUCAUCAACGGUGCCACCACUAUCCUCAUACAAUCCGACCUGGCUCACGCGGCUCAGUCUAUAUUAGCCUGGUGCUUCGGCCUGGCUCUCGAAAGCAACGAAAAGGACCCCCGUUUACCGGACAUCUUCAUACGAAUAAGCCGCCUAGCUUACGAUUAUUCCCAUGAUCGACAAGACACCACCGUAGCUCGCAUGGGUCAUGAACUCAUGCAAUGGAUGGAGAACGAAGCUUCCAGACUGUGCAGAAGCAAAGCAAUCAAACCCCAGAUUGUGAAGGCCCUCUCUGCCUGGCCGCAGGAACUACCGCGCAAUCUUAGAUCACUGUGCGAAGAUGUCAAGUCUUCGGAACUCUCUUCUGUUCUCAAUGAUUACCGCAUAUCCCCCAGUAAGUUCCGCUUGGUUAGAAGGCUCCGUGAUCUGGCCGCAGAGGGAAGGUGCCUUCCUGGAAACUUCCCAAAGUCAGAUUUCUGGCGUUUGAAGGAAUGUAUUCCUUCUGCUGCGCAGCUCCUGGACGACGAUAUUGAUGCCUUUGCAACUUUGCUGCUAUGUCAUCAUGGUCAUAUCGACAGUUUCGUCAGCGAACAAUCUGUAUCGCAGACAGUACGAACAAGACACCGCUAUGGCGUCCGACGGAAGGACAAUCCUGACCCUCGGGAUGUCGCGCGGCGUGCUAUUGUCGACUCCUUGUUGAAUAUGCUUGGUGUCGCCUCAGCAACGCAAGUCUACACAUCCUAUCGUACUCUUCGCUCGUUAAUGUCGGUUUGCACACCCGAAGCUCUGGCGGAUUCCUCCUGGCCCAGCGAACAUUCUGUAGAAUUGCGAUUUCUACGAGUGCAUUGCACGCCCGUUGUGGCAAAAUCUCAGUGCGACUUGGGUGAUCGGUUGGUCUCCGAGCGCGCCUUGGAAAUAUCAAGGAAUUUCUCAGAAUGGAUCACAUAUAUCACAACUACCCUGUGUGAAGCUCUUGCUCCUGUUGACCUAUUUUAUGCACCAUUGACAUCUAUCCUGCAAUCGGACCCCACUUUUGCUGAACAGAUCCUGCCGCUUUUGGUCCAUACAGCGCUACAAUUCGAGCGAUCACAAGCAAUGCUCCGAGCAAGUAGUUCGUAUCGCGAGAUCCUCUCCCGAUACUUCACCGCUAUCUUGGCAUACGAUCACACAAGUGUCCCCUGUCUGCGUGCAGUGGUCGACAUCGUCUUGCAUUUACGGUUCUUCACUCCACCAGGAGACAGUGAUGCGUUGGCCUACGACACGUGGCUCGACACAGAUUAUACUCUCCUAAGCCGGAGUGCCAUAAAGUACGGCGCCUAUACAACCGCAUUACUUUUUCUCGAGUUAGAAGCUGAACAUCGGGAGGGACCUCCCAAUGACACAACUGCCGUUGAGGACGUCCUAUUCGAUAUUUACAGUCACAUAGACGAGCCGGAUGGAUUUUACGGGAUUCCAACUCAAGACUUACACCGCUUUCUAAUCAGACGACUUCAUCAUGAGAAACAGUGGGACAAGGCAUUUCGUUUCCAUGGUGCAGCCCUGGAGGCAGGGACAUCAGACACAAGCCACACGGAAGGUAUUAUCAAGACAUUGCAUUCGUUUGGAUUCAAUAGCCUUGCGAUGAACACACUGGGGCGUUCCUUGACUAGUAUGAAUGACCGUUCCAAUUCGAAUGCCAUGACAUAUCAUCUAGGAUGGCGUACCGAAACCUGGGAUCUACCGGAGCACUCAUCGGAGCGCAACUCAGGCGCACCGCUUUAUAUGGCGCUCAGGGCGAUCCACCGUGAACGCAAUCACACAGUGACAGACAGUGUGGUACGCAAUGCUCUGGUCGACGAGAUGAUGCAACUGCAUGGUCUGGGCGCAGAGAACUUCAUGGAUAUCCGCCAGAUCACGCAGAACAUUAUGUGCCUUCACCAAGUGAAACAGUGGAGAAGCAGUGCAUUUCAGGCCGCGCUUCAGUGCAAAAGCAUUGAUGUUGCUGAAUGGGCCGCAUUCACCGUUAUUGACUCGGACUUCGAGUUUUCUGUCAUAGAGGAGAUUAUGGCCACCCGAAUCUCUCUGAUCCGUUCCGUCAGACAGAAAGAGCAACGCGAGCAGAUUGGAGAUCUUCUCUCUCCGUUUUGCCGAAGCUUAAUCGACUUUGAAGCCGCAUGUCUCAUACGCCUGUCUGAAGCUGCCCGUGAAGCCCAUCAAACGCAAAUCGCUUUGAAUUCUGUAACUCAGGCUCUGGAGUUGCUAAAAAAGCCCACGCUAGAAGCCAAUCAAGAGUACGCCAGUGUCCUUUGGCUUAUUAACGAACCCAAGAUAGCAGUUCAAGCUCUAGCCAAUCUUCUGUCAGAGGUCCAACUUCCCGAUGCUGUCCCUGAGCGAAUAAGGACCGCUACGCUCCUCGCCCGCCUGGGAACAUGGUCGGCUGAAGCAAAUCUGGGCAUACCGACGGACAUAAUCGCUCGUUAUUUCGACCCUGCCACAGCUUUGCUCUCCCAGUGCGAUAGUGGCGUGCUCAAGAAUCACGAUGCUAACUAUGCUGCGAUAUACCAUCAAUAUGCCGUGUUCGCUGAACGACAGUAUCACUCUAUCGUGACAUCCCCGGAUGCUCUGAGAUGGAGAGUGUACGUUGACCGCAAGACCGCAGAGAUUCAAAGCCGCAAAGACCAGUUACGCAGAACCCAGACUAACACGAAGGAGUAUGAGGAACUUAAACAGGAGCAAAGACGAGCACAGAAAGUCCUACAGCAGGAUCAGACGCAGUUCUCAGAUCACAUUCGUUCACGAGAUUCCUUCCUUGGUGUUGCAGUCGACAUGUACUCCCGUUGCUUGGAGUCAUCCGACUCGUUCGAUGAUGAUUCUGUCAUCCGAUUAUGUUCCCUAUGGUUGGCAAACUUCGAUAACACCGAUUCCAAGCUCGGUUUCGGAGUUGCGUUGGAUCGCAUUCCUUCUCGCAAAUUUGUCGUCCUUGCUCAUCAGCUAUCUGCUCGAUUGGCAAUGCCGGAAUCUGCGCGACCUUCACAGAACCAGGAAGCUCUACAGAUGCUAUUGACCCGGAUGUGCCGGGAACAUCCUUUCCAUAGUUUGUUCCAGGUGUUCUGCUUACUCGGAGAGCGGACUACAGAUUCAUCAGGAUCUUCCAGGAGACAGUCUGGGCGACACGAAUCAGUAUCUACUCAAGUUGAGCGUGCCACCGCGGCUGCCGACAUUUUCAAUCGCCUGCGAAGUGAUACUUCUAUCGCAGACCGUGUACGUGGCGUGGAGGAGAUUUGUCGUGCAUCAUUGCAGUGGGCCAAAUACCCCAUCAAGGAACAAUUUGCGAAGAAACCAAAGAGCAUCUCCCAAAUACCUAACGAUCUCCUCAUCCGGAAGAUUCACAAUCUGCAUGUACCGGUGAUAACUGUUCAUACUCCCGUCGACCCUACUGCCCAAUAUCAGGACUGUAUCUGGAUCAAUUACUUCGACCAAACUUUCACAACUGCAGGGGGUGUGAAUUUACCCAAGAUCACAACUUGCAUUGGCACGGAUGGGCAAAAAUAUAAGCAAUUGUUCAAGGGAGAAGGUAACGAUGAUUUGAGGCAGGACGCUGUGAUGGAACAGGUCUUCGAUCUAGUGAACGUUGUCCUUCGUCACGAUCGCGAGACUGUCAAGCGAAAGCUGAGCGUCAGAGGGUACAAGGUCAUUCCGCUAGCUGCGCAAGCUGGAGUUCUCGAAUUCGUGGAUAAUACGACUCCCCUUGGAUCAUGGCUGAUGCCUGCUCACAAACAAUAUCGUCCGACGGACAUGAGCCAAAAGGAUGCACAAUCUGCGAUGAAUAAGAAGCGCACGCAAUGCAACGGCGAGGCCGGCCCCCUGCUUGAAUUGUUUUUACAAAUUCGCGAGCGAUUUAAGCCUGUCAUGAGAUACUACUUCACCGAAAGACACAAAACACCAAUGGCUUGGUUUUCCAUGCGACUGAGUUACUCGCGAAGCGUUGCAACUACCUCGGUAGUGGGCCACAUUUUGGGGCUUGGCGACAGGCAUACCUCUAACAUUCUGAUGGAUAAUGUCACGGGAGAGGUCAUUCAUAUUGACCUCGGCAUAGCGUUCGAUCAGGGAAAAUUACUCGGUAUCCCCGAACGAGUGCCUUUCCGCUUGACUCCCGAUAUGGUGGACGGUCUUGGAAUAACUGGGACCCAGGGCGUCUUCCAGCGAUGUGCCGAAGAAACACUGCGUGUCUUGCGGGAUCGUUCUGAUGUAAUCCUGACGGUACUGGAAGUGUUUAGAUAUGACCCUCUGCACUCGUGGACUGCGAGCGAGCUCAAAAUCCAGCGGGUACAGGGCUCCGCGAAGGAAGCUGUUCAGUUGACUGACGAAGCAUUCCGCUACGCUAUUGGAAUCGACCUGGCCAGUGGCACCGCCGAUGAAGCCGCGGACCGUGCGCUGCAGUCUGUCAACCGCAAGCUGGACAAGACUCUGAGCGUUGAAUGCGCCGUCAACGAGCUCACCGCAGAAGCUACCGAUACGACUAAUCUGGCCACGAUGUAUAGCGGAUGGGGACCAUUUUUAUAG